AUGUCGUGGCAUGGAGCACUUGUGCGCUAUUGGAUGUAUGAUGAAGACAGUGGGGAGGCCGUGGAGACCAAGCACUACUUUGAUCAGAUCUGUAAUGGAGAUAAUAAGCAAGACAAGGAGGCGACUGCAGCGCUGGUCGAAGCGCUUCUGCUAUCGCUUCGCCGGGACGUGCCCCAUGUCACGCGCUUGACAUUUCAGUCCGAUAACGCGUCGAACUACCAAAAUGCGUAUUUGGGAUUGAUGCUUCCGAUUCUCGGAGAGGUUCAUGGAUAUUAUGUCAUGCGGUACGUGCACUCGGACACGCAGGACGGAAAAUCGAUGUUGGAUGCGCACUUUGCAACGGCUUCAAGGAAGGUGAAGUCUUGGGUCCGCCAGGAGCUAAUUGAGCAGGAUCGAGCGCAUGGAGCGGAGCUGUCUCAACAAGUGCGGCCGCUGGAGAAGUCGCUGUCAAAGAUUAUUGAUCGCGCAAAUGACAUUUUCUAUGAUUUUCCCUUGCCGCUGGCGCCAUUGGAGUCGGGUUUCGACUUGAAGAAAGUCCCUUCAUACAGAAUGAUGGCGUUGUUGAAGACGAUGGUGCUUCUGUUGUUGCUGCAAGUGCAGGACCUGGUCAUGGCAGAGCUGGCACUGUCGCUCACCAACGACAAAACCAAGAAAGCAAUGACAACAUUCAGCGGCGCUUACAUUUUGAUUGUGAUGAAGUGGUCGGCGAUUCACGAGUGUGCGAUGGUGUUCAGCGAGAUAGUGGGCAAAACGACUGUGAUGGAGAUGAAGAUGUCUCUGAUUUUGAAGUCGAAGACGAAUAUCUUUUGGAUGACGAUAGCGACCUAA
Molecule: messenger RNA, 828 nt
Organism: Phytophthora sojae
Lineage: Eukaryota; Oomycota; Peronosporomycetes; Peronosporales; Peronosporaceae
Exons: 3
Coding region: 1-828 (275 amino acids)
Source: RefSeq, a predicted model, not a curated record